This is a messenger RNA of Paramuricea clavata, 1117 nucleotides long. The record is from the annotation of a GenBank genome assembly. Lineage: Eukaryota; Metazoa; Cnidaria; Anthozoa; Malacalcyonacea; Plexauridae.
GUGAUUGUUUGAAAUCGGCAUUUUAUGGGUUGAAACUGGUGAAAUCUGAAAGAAUCUUUAGAUUUAUAUAAAUAUUAAGUCAAUAUAGUCACAUUAUUCAAGAUUGCCUGAUGUCUAAAGACCCGGAAUUAAGAUCGAAGAUGCGCUCGUCUACGGCAGCUUUAAAAGAUUUAGAUAUUGGUGGCAUUAUCCAGAAUGAACUAUCGAAAUACCUACACUCAGAUGAGUUUGGUGACACCAUAAAAGCGUCCCUAAAUGAUAUUAUGGCCACGAUGAUAAAUGAAGCAGUUCAGCCAUUGAAACAAAGAAUUGAAAACCUCGAAGAACAAUUAGAGGCGGUCAAACAAAAGGUGAAUGAUAACGAGCAAUAUUCUCGAAGGUCUAACGUUCGCAUAUUUGGCAUGGAAUCCCCUGAUACUAACAGUGAUUUGGUCAUGGUCGAAAAUUGCACUAAAUCUGUGGUCGACUUUUGUAAAAAUGAACUUGGUGUGGAUUUAAAUGAGCAGGAAAUCGAUAGAGCUCACCGUGUAGGGAGGCAACAUGGCAAGAAAUCAAGGGCGAUUAUUGUGAAGUUUAGAAGUCACGCCUCAAAGGUCAAAGUCAUGAAGGCAAAGAAAAACCUUAAAGGCAAACCGCUCUACGUUAAUGAGGAUCUCACAAGUCAAAACUUAUGGUUACUGAAGCGAUCGAAGGAGGCUUGUAAGGGUAAUGGAUAUGCGUACAGUGUAGACGGUAAAAUUUUUGUUAAAAUAAGAGAUAGUCAUGAUUCGAUUAGAAUUAAUAGACUUGCUGAUUUGGAAAAGCUUCAUCUCGUAGUUAGCUUUUAAAUAUGGACCCAAAUGCCGAAGACACUUUAUAAUUACUAACAAUUUUUCUCGUUGUGUGUUUCUUAGUCCUUAGACUUAGUGUGUAUUUUGCUUUUUUGUUUGUCUUGUUUUUCUAUUUUUGUUGUUUUGUCUUUGUAUGUGUGCAGUAUGAGGUAAGCUCCCUUUAUUUUGAUUGGUCUCAUGGGGGUUAGUUUAGAAGCUUAUAGAGCAGCAAUCGGGAUGUUUAAUCUCCGUAAGUUAUUUGUCAUUGGAAUUGCUUUCUCUGGUCAUAGCUUUUUGUUUCUUGUUGG